GUUCACAGAAUCUGGAGUGGUAAUGGUGGUUCUUAUCAGAGUUGGGUCAAAAAAGAAUGCAUGGGUGUUCUUGCAGCCUUUGACCUGGGAUCUUUGGGUCACCAGUGGUUGCUUCUUCAUCUCCAUUGGGUUUAUCGUCUGGGUUCUUGAGCAUAGAAUCAAUGAGAAUUUUCGUGGACAACCUUUGCAUUAUAUUGGAACUAGCUUUUGGUUCUCCUUCUCGACCUUGGUUUUUGCGCACCGUAAUGGUCCUUUAACUUAUUUAAUCUCUUUGGAGGUUGUGGAAUGGAGCUACUCAAGCUCAAAUUUGAGGGAAAGGGUGGUGAGUAAUUGGACGAGGUUUGUGGUGUUGAUAUGGUGCUUUGUGGUUCUCAUUCUCUCAAAGAGAUACAAUGCUGAUUCAGCUUCUCUUAAAACAGUCCAACAGCUGCAGCCUACGGUCACUGACGUGAAUGAGCUGUUAAGGAAAAGGGAGAAUGUUGGGUACCAAGAUGGUUCCUUCGUCCAGGGAAUACUCCAGGGGUUGAAAUUCGAUCAAUCCAAGAUGAAGAUAUUUAAAACAUCGGAAGAUCUCAAUGAACUCUUUACCAAGGGAAGUGCCAAUGGUGGAACUGCAACUGCUUUUGACGAAAUUCCAUACGUGAAGCUAUUUCUUGAAAAAUAUUGCAACAAAUACACCAGUGUGGCCAGCGCGGAACCAACUUUUAGGACAGAUGGUUUUGGAUUUGUCUUCCCAAAAGGUUCCCCUCUUGUAUCAGAUGUGUCGAAGGCAAUAUUUAAAAGUCACAGAAGUUUGAGUCUGGGAAGCUUUUGGGGCCUCUUCCUUAUUACCGGAGUUUCCGGAGUAUUAGCUUUUAUCAUCUUCAUAGCGGAGUUUCUAUAUCAGCAAAGGAAUGUCUUGUGCGUCGUUAGAAAUUCGGUCUUCAAAAGAAUCCUUCAAGUGUUGAGAAACUUUGACAGGAAAGACCUGCCUUCUCAUACCUUUAAACAGAGUGAACUAAAAGAAAGAAGUAUUGAUGGUAUUCAAAUUAUAGGUGAUGUUGAAGUCUCUGUUGAAGCCUCACCAAACACCAACUGCUCGCUAAGUUCAUCAAACUAGACAGGUUUAGGCUUGACUGUAUUUGGUGGGCGGAGAAGUCCUUCCACUGAUAAUGAUAUAAGCAGCACAACAUCACCAAAAAUAGAAUUCAGCUUGCAAACCAAAUAACUAAUGAAAAUAAAGUUGACAU
Molecule: messenger RNA, 1229 nt
Organism: Rubroshorea leprosula
Lineage: Eukaryota; Viridiplantae; Streptophyta; Magnoliopsida; Malvales; Dipterocarpaceae
Source: the annotation of a GenBank genome assembly